Molecule: messenger RNA, 2369 nt
Organism: Branchiostoma floridae (Florida lancelet)
Lineage: Eukaryota; Metazoa; Chordata; Leptocardii; Amphioxiformes; Branchiostomatidae
Product: angiopoietin-1 receptor-like
Exons: 15
Biological process (GO): protein phosphorylation; positive regulation of kinase activity; multicellular organism development
Cellular component (GO): signaling receptor complex
Molecular function (GO): transmembrane receptor protein tyrosine kinase activity; protein binding; ATP binding
Source: RefSeq, a predicted model, not a curated record
CAAUUGCACAAUCGUAGCAGCAUCUCGAAAUGUCAGCUGUGGAAAGUACAACCCCAUACCAAUUGUGAAAAGUAGAGAAAGUCCCUACUCAUUUAACACCACAACAGUGACCAACAACUCUAUCACGGUGACGUGGCCAACCUUUGCACAACAGUGUCACAGACAGAAUUUUCACCACGUCAAAGCUUUCUACUAUUACAAGCUGGACGCUGCACCACAUGAGCCAGAAACCAACUCUCCACUGGUCAUCUUUAACGAAACUAUGACGGAGGGAACGUUUGUUGGACUUACUCCCGGAAAGGAAUAUCAAGUUCAACUGAAAUCAACUGGGGACCCACAUCCGGUUAUCGAAAAACAUCAUUUUACUUAUUCUUUCAUAACAACCGAGAUAAUUGCUACAGACCCUUCUCCUGCAGAAAAAGUCUUGAUUUCCGAAAGGAGCUCAACAUCCGUGACUUUGAACCUGAUACCACCGUAUGAAGGAUUUGUAGACCUGUUCCAAAUACAAGCAACCUCACCAAAGCAUUCAAGCCCACUUGUGGACGUGCCUUUCCCUGAUGGGAACCAACCAAGUGUCGAAGCGUAUCUUUCCAACUUGCAGCCUGAAACAACUUACAAUCUUUCAGCCACAACUGUCGCCAAAGGCAAAAGGGGCCAGGCUAAAGUGGUCACCUUUACGACAGAGACUGUUCCUGUUGAUUCAAAGGUUGUGGGUUCGGUCACAAGUGUCGGUGUGGUCGUUGUCAUUGCAGCUGUCUUCUGCACUGUGCGGAUAGUAAAACGACUGAAAUACAGGUUGGACCCGGCACAAUUAUUCAAGGAAGUUCUUGAGGACAUCGUCGGAUCUGAGAAGAUGGAGCCAUGGCUGAAGAACAGAAAGGAUCUACGACUUGAGAACCUAAUCGGCGAGGGAGAGUUUGGUCACGUGCGGAAGGGUGUAUUGAGGGAAAAAGGACAGCAGGACAUCAUUGUAGCUGCCAAAACGCUCAGAGUGGACCGAGCCAAUGAGAUCACCUACCGAGACUUCGCGAAGGAAGCGAGUCUGCUGAUAGAAGUCAACGAUGAUGGAGGUCACAUGAACAUCGUCAGUCUGAUCGGACUAGUCGUUGAUGGGGAGAGGAAGAAAGAUCCCCGGUACAUCCUUGUAGAGUACGCCGAGCCAGGAGAGUUGCUCUGGUACUUGGUUGGCAUCCAAAACAACCGAUACCAGGCCGACUUCCCGCCGGGCUUAGGGCAACAGCUCACCGAGGUGGCUAUCGACAUCGCCCGGGGAAUGCUUGAGCUCAAACACCGAAAGAUCACCCACCGUGACCUGGCGUGUAGGAACAUCGUCCUGUCCUCUCCUGAUGGUCCUGCCGGACGGCUGGUCGCCAAAAUCUCCGACUUCGUACUGGCACGUGACGUGUACGUGACCACACAGUACAUGAGGCAUCCUUUGACAAAUGUACUGCUCCCGAUCAAGUGGAUGGCGUUAGAGUCUUUGCUGGAGGGUGUUUACAGCUGUAAGAGUGACAUGUGGGGGUUUGGUGUCGUCUUGUGGGAGAUAGCCACUUUGGGAGGAACCCCUUAUCCCGAGGUGUGUGGCUAUGAGACCUUGGUGACGAGACUGCGUCGAGGGUUCCGCCUACAGAAACCGAAUGGAUGUUCAGAUAAAUUAUAUGAACUCAUGAACCUCUGCUGGUUGGAUGACCCGGAUGUAAGGCCCACGCCUGACGUCAUUCAAAACAAGUUGGAAGAACUGCUUCACCAGGACAAGGCUUUCUUUCCGGAGACCUAAAACGUGGUACUGGACACAAACAUGUGGAUGACAUGAGGACUUGUGGAUGACAUGAAAAGCGGCCUGCAGGCCGAUUUGAGCUUUCAUGAAUAAAUAAAGGUUCAAACAAACAAACAAACAAACUUUUUGGUUACUACAUAUGAAAGUUUUAUAUAGCUAACAGUGCGGAGGGCGUUUACUUUUACUCCAUGUACAGAUUUAAGUAUGCUAAUGCGCAUUACUCUUAAUAAAACUAUGAUAGACACGGUUAUACUAAAGUGAUGUAAGCAUUGGUUUAACAGUUUUAACCGAGUCAGUUAUGUUGUGUGUUGGUUUGGAAAGUUUGAUACGCAUUCUCUUACUAAUCAUGAAACAAUAGUACACACGUUUAUGCCACAGCGUUGUAAACAUUGGUUUAACACUUUUAAUAGCCAAGACACGUACCUAUUGUAAAGCCAAUAUAGGAUUAGCCGAUUCAUUUGUUUUGUGUGUUGGUUUGAAGUUUGAUACGCAUUAAUUACUCUUAAUAACCAUGUAUCUAUACUAGACACGUUUAUAUCACAGAGAAUUUUUACAUGCAUUACUCUUGAUAAUCACUAAACUAUAUAUAUAG